AUGUCCAAUACGAUCCGCCACCACAGGAGGCACCACUCCUGGCCACACUGUGGCUCCGAGCUGUGCAUGCGCGCACCAUCAAGCGCAGAGUUCCGUCUCUUCAACCCAACCCCCGACCUCCCACGCCACCCGUCAUGGUCCUUUCAACAGGCUGCAAGCAUCCCGCCCAUUACAGAAGACGGUCCCGGCGGAGACGACGCCGAGAUGGCAGGGAUCGUGCGCCAGUCCUCCCGAACGCAUCGUCUCUGGUCUCGUCCUAUCCAAGGCCUCCGCCCGAGCGACGUCCCGGUCUCCGCAAUGGCAGAUUCCCGGAAGCACGUGCAUAGAAGUGUGCUCCGGCGCCUGAUCCGCCGUCCUGCACUGGACAAGACUCGUUCGCUGUUUGUGAUGCCGACCAUGAUGACGGUGGGCGAUCAGUCUCGGAUUUCUGGCUGGAUGCCGCCUCGGUGGUCUGCGCGGCCGGUCGUGGUGGUUGAGAGGUCUCGUGCAGCGGGACCGAUCCUUGCUACACCCCAGUUCAUGGCAGAGCGGAGACAUCGGCGGUGUCAUUCGGAGCAGCCACGGUCUUGGAAGGAGCCCAGUGUGGGACUUUGGACGUUGCAGGAGGAAUGA
Molecule: messenger RNA, 612 nt
Organism: Penicillium chermesinum
Lineage: Eukaryota; Fungi; Ascomycota; Eurotiomycetes; Eurotiales; Aspergillaceae
Exons: 1
Coding region: 1-612 (203 amino acids)
Source: RefSeq, a predicted model, not a curated record